AUGGACGGAGCUCUCAAAUUCGUUGUAGCAGCAGUGGCAGCCGCCGUCGUUGCGAAGCAAGUUCUUGGAGCCGGCCACAACCAGAGGCAGGAAGAGGAACGACGGCGGCGGCGAAGGCGGCAGCAACGGUCGCAGCGUGAACAAGAUGCGGCGACGCAAGGGCAGCAUGGGGGGCGGCCAGUGCCAGAGCUGAAUGACGUGGAGAGUGUGGGGGAGGAGAGGGACCGCUCGUUAUUGUCACACGGGAGAGUUGGCGCGACGUUUGGUCAGGGAGGCGGGGAAGGGCAUGGGAUCACGGGGGUGGCUCAAACGGGGGGUGGAGCAGGAGGAGAGGGAAGGGGAGGGGGAAGGUCCGGGAACAAGCACAAGGAGGGGCGUGCGCGGGCGUCUGGUGGUAUUGCUGCUGCUGGUGGUGGUGGUGCUGCUGGUGUCCCAGAUGUGACUGUAGAUGGAAGGGACUAUUACGGGGGCUCUGGGGGGGAUGUAGUGACAAGUGAAGGGAGAGGGGAGGAGGAGGAGGGCGAGAGGGGACGGAAGGACAGGAAGAAUGACCGGAAGGAGAAGAGGAAGAAGAAGAAGGAAAAAGAGGAGAAGGAUAAGGAGAAGGAGAAGGAAGUCAAGGAGAAAGGGAAGGGGAAGGGGAAAGGGAAGGGGAAGGGAAAGGGUAAGGACAAGCAGGGGCAAGAGGAAGGGGAGGACGGGGAAGAUGGAAUUGAGCUGUUGGCAGAUGGGAAGGUAGCAGCAGCAGGAGGAGGAGGAGAAGGGGAUGGUGGGAGCAUACCCAAGGGCACUGGGGUUCCUGGUGCUACUGCUGCCUCUGGUGGUCUGGGCGACGGGGCUGGCGGUGGGGAUAUCAGUGCAGGCGGUGGGGGUGUUGAAAAUGGCGUGUUUGGUGGACUGGCUGUGGAUUCACUGGAAGGAGACAAGGGGGGCGCUGGAUGGGGAGACGAGCCGGGCGCUGCAUCGGGAGACGAGUUCUUUUCAGACAAGGACGUGCCGGACGUGUGGUCUGACUUUGAGUCGAAACUCGUUCUCGACGGCCGGAAAGCAGCUGUCCGGAACGUGCUCCCUGGCGACUCCCCUUCAGCCUUGAGCUUUGGUCCGUCGGCCGUUGCUGCGCUACCCAACGGGCUUGGUGACCUAGACGAGCGGAGGGAGGUGCAUGAGCGCGUGAUGGCGGAGGUGGCGGAGGUGGAGGCGCGGGUGCAGCAGGAGGUGCAGGAGCGGGAGGCGCUGGAGGAGCAGCAGCGGGUGCGCGCGGAGGAGCAUCAACGGGAGGUGUGGGAGCUGCAGUGCAGCGCGGAGGAGAUGCGGCAGCAGCAGGAACAGCUCAUGGCGGAACUGCAGGGUGGGUUAUUGUCUGUCUGUGAGGAGAGUGCAGCAGGAGGUGCAGGAGCGGGAGGCGCUGGAGGAGCAGCAGCGGGUGCGCGCGGAGGAGCACCAGCGGGAGGUGUGGGAGCUGCAGUGCAGCGCGGAGGAGAUGCGGCAGCAGCAGGAACAGCUCAUGGCGGAACUGCAGCCCUGGGGAUGUGGGAGCUGCAGUGCAGCGCGGAGGCGAUGCGGCAGCAGCAGGAACAGCUCAUGGCGGAAUUGCAGGGUAUUGGGGUGUGUGAGGGUGUGUUGUUGUCACUAAGGGUGCAGACGGAGGUGCAGGAGAGGGAGAAAGCGGCACGAGAAGCUCAUGACCAAGUGCAGGAGCUGCGGCAGCUGAGGUAUGGGAGCGAGGAGGUGGAGAGGCAGCGCAGGGAGGUGGAGAGGGAUCGGAGGGAGGUGAAGAGGGAUCGGGAGCUGAGGCUGCUACAGUAUUGGGGCGAGGAGGUGGAGAGGGAGCGCAGGGAGGUGGAGAGGGAGCGAGCAGAGGUGGUGCAUUUUAGGCCUCCUGAUGCUUCUAGAAGCGCCUAUUGCCAUCUCCCCCUGAUCGUGCCUGCCUCUUUGCUGCUCCCAUGCCCGCCUUUUUCUCCCCGUCUGUUCCCUGUCUGUCCCUCCCCUCCACAGGAGCUGCGGCAGCUGCGGUAUGGGGGCGAGGAGGUGGAGAGGCAGCGGCGGGAGGUGGAGAGGGAGCGGGCGGAGGUGGUGAGGCUGCGCAAGGGCAUGGCGGAGAGCGUGUUUCAGAAGCAGCAGUGGGCGCUGGACAUGCAGGAGAUGGAUAAGAUCAAGAAGGAGCUGAACGAGCUGCGGGCGCGAGAGAGGGAGCUGCAGAAGCAGCUGCGGAUAGGCUCGGGUUCUUCAUCAGAGAUCACUGCACUCAAGCAGGUGGUGGCGUCACUUAAAGCCCGCGAGGAGGAGGUGAACGCCAAGGAAGCUCUGGCCCUGGCGAAGCACAAGGAGGUGGAGGCGCUGCGCAAGGCGCAGGAGAAGGUGGAGGUGGAGCUGGUGGAGGCUCGGCGAAUGAACAACGAGCUGCAGCUGCAGAGGAGGAAGAUGAGCGUGCAGCUCGCAGAGGCGCAGGCGCACAUGGAUCGACUCAUAGCUCCGGAGAGCCAGCAGCUGAAGAAAGCACAGAUGGAAGCCAUGCUGCUGCGGCAGCGAGUGGCAGACCUGCUAAGACAGGUCGAGGGUCUACAGAACAGCCGGUUCAGCGAGGUGGAGGAGGUGGUGUACCUGCGGUGGGUGAACGCGUGUCUGCGCUUUGAGCUGCGCCACAACAAGGCCAUGGCGGGCGGCAAGGACUCGGCCCUCUCCCUCAACAACAACCGCAGCCCACGCUCCCAGGACCGCGCGAAACACCUUAUGCAGCAGUUUGCCGAUGGCUACCCCACAGGGGAACCUUCUGGGAAAUACAACGAUGAUGACUCCGACUCGCUCUCUCUAUACAACGACUCUGCCUCCUUCGCCUCCUCGCCUGACCGUGCCGCCACAGACGACCCCUUUCACUCUUCACCGGAUAGCUAUGGCCGGAGGGAGGGAGGUCAGGAUGAGGAGAGGCGGGAGGCGAUUCUCCGAAAGCUCAAGAUGAAGCAGCCUCCUCCCGGCAUGAUGAAUCCCAUGGGCGAUUUCACCGUCGGUGACUCCUUCAAUCUCGUCCGUCGAUCCGUGUCUCGCCCCGACAAGGACAAUCUGCACCGUCGAUUUCCGGGGUUCAAGGAUCGGCAUCUCCUGGCACAGGAGCGGCAGAUAUUUAACCUUCAGCAGGCCGAAGCUGCGGCUGCCCUGAAAAAAUCGAAUAUUUCCGCCAACGCGUCUGUUGGGAAAACGCCGCGCGUUGCCGCCCUGGAGAAGCGGGAGCCUCGAGUGCCGUCCGCGCCACCCAAGCCCCGCAACACCCGCCCAGUCCACUUGGACGAGGAGAUGGAAGUGACGCACGCCGCCGCCCUGCUCAACAAAGCAGCGGGCGGCGCAGUGCCGCUUCCGCCGCCCCUGCCGCCGGGCAGCGGGGUGGUUCCACUGCCGCCCGCACUGCCCAAGGGCGGGAAACUGGGAGGCAAGGGGGGGAUGGACGAUGAGGGGAUGAGGAGGGCGCCUGAGGUGGUGGCAUUUUAUCAGCAGCUGAUGAGGAUGCAGCGGGAGGGGAUGGGAGGAGGCGUUGGGGGGAGGGAAGCGGAGGAGGGUCUGAGUAUGACGGCAGUGAGGGGAGAUAUGAUUGGGGAGAUUGAAGGGCGCUCGUCUCACCUGCUCGCGAUCAAGCAGGACGUGGAGAUGCAGGGCGAUUUCAUCAACACAUUGGCGAGGGAGGUGCGGGAAGCCUCCUACUUCGACAUCGAGGACGUCGUGGCGUUUGUCAACUGGCUGGACGAGGAGCUGGCCUUCCUGGUGGAUGAGCGAGCAGUGCUGAAGCACUUUGACUGGCCUGAGGCCAAGGCGGAUGCACUGCGGGAGGCUGCCUUUGAGUUCCAGGAUUUGGUCAGGCUGGAGCGCGACCUGGGCAGCUACGUGGACGACCCUGACGUGCCCACCGACCAGGCGCUGAAGAAGAUGUUCCACGUUCUUGAAAAGGUGGAGCAGAGCAUAUACGCACUGCUGCGCACGAGAGACAUGGCCAUCUCACGCUAUGCUGAGUUCGGAGUGCCCACCUACUGGAUCCUCGAUAACGGCCUUGUGGGCAAGAUCCGCCUGGCAUCGGUGCGUCUGGCCCGCUGCUACAUCACACGAGUCACAUCGGAGCUCGACAAGCUGGGCAACGAGCCCGAGAGCGAGCCCAUCCGCGAGUUCCUGCUGCUGCAAGCCGUGCGAUUCGCUUUCCGCACACACCAGUUUGCGGGAGGGUUUGACGCAGAAAGCAUGCGGGCAUUCGAUGACCUUCGAGCUCGAGCCAACCUCGGAAGCAGUGGUAGCCUCGGCCCCCCAACUGCUGCUGCUGGUGGUGCUGCUGCUGCUGCUGCUGCUGCUGCUGCUGCUGCUGCUGCUGCUGCUGCUGCUGCUGCUGCUGCUGCUGCUGCUGCUGCUGCUGGUGCUGGUGCUGGUGCUGGUGCUGGUGCUGGUGCUGCUGGUGCUGCUGAUACUGGAGCUGCUGCUACCUCGGCUGCUGGUGCCCCUGCUCCUGCUGAUGCCGUUGAAAGUGCUCCUGCAGCUGGUGACACGAAUGAUGCGGAUGGCGGCGGGGGUAAUGAUGCUGGAGUAUUGCUGAAUGAGGACCUUGCAGUGGAUGAUGCAGAUACAUCAGAUCUUCUGGCUGAUGCUUUGGCGGUUGCUAGCGAUGUGGGUGAUAGCACACCUGUCGAUGAGGGUUUGUAA
Molecule: messenger RNA, 4671 nt
Organism: Closterium sp. Yama58-4
Lineage: Eukaryota; Viridiplantae; Streptophyta; Zygnematophyceae; Desmidiales; Closteriaceae
Source: the annotation of a GenBank genome assembly